Camelina sativa (false flax) is the source of this 1191-nucleotide messenger RNA. Lineage: Eukaryota; Viridiplantae; Streptophyta; Magnoliopsida; Brassicales; Brassicaceae. The record is from RefSeq and is a predicted model, not a curated record.
AUGGCUGAUAAUUUGAUGAGACAAGGUCAAUCAAUUGUUGAUGCUUUUUAUAAGCAGGAUGAUGCUGCAAAAAAUGAAUACAGAAUCAGAUUGAAUACUUCAAUUGAUGUUUGUAGAUAUUUAUUACGACAAAGAUUACCUUUUCGAGGUCAUGAUGAGUCAGUAGAAUCAGCUAAUAGGGGAAACUUCAUAGAGCUUGUGAAAUAUACUGCAGAUCAAAAUGAGCUUGUACGGAAGGUUGUGUUGGAGAAUGCUCCAAAAAAUAAUCAUAUGGUGUCUCACAAAAUUCAGACUGAUCUAGUGCAUUGCUUUGCAGAGGAAGUUAUCGAAUCUGUUAUUCAUGAAGUUAACCACGAUGUAUUUUGCUUGUUGGUGGAUGAGUCUGCAGAUGUUUCUACUAAGGAGCAAGUAGCAAUGGUUUUUCGCUUCGUUGAUAAAGAUGGGAUACAUCUUGUAAGAGGAAAGAUAUGGUUCGAGAAGACCAACGAAGGAUCAUCGAAGAAGGAAUUAGUCAAGCAUCUUGUAAGAGGAAAGAUAUGGUUCGAGAAGACCAACGAAGGAUCAUCGAAGAAGGAAUUAGUCAAGUUGAUGUUACUUCUUCUCGGGAUCACAAAUACUCUAUCGGUGGCUCUGCAAAGGAAAGAUCAAGACAUUUUGAAUGCUAUGUCUCUGGUGAAAUCUACCAAGCAACAAUUGUACAAUCUCAGGGAUAAUGGAUGGGAUUCUUUGGUUGAAAAAGUUAAUUCUUUUUGUGAGAGUCAUAACACUGAGUUGAUCAUCAUGGAAGAAGAAUUUGUUGAUCCAAAGAAGCCAAGACGGAGAACCAACAUGACAAACUUGCAUCAUUAUCAGGUGGAAUGUUUUUACACUGUAUUGGAUAUGCAAAUUCAAGAGUUUAAUGAUCGUUUUGACGAGUCGAAACUUGUGAGGUUAUCUGAGUUUUAUCCUGAAGAUUUUAGUUCUGUGGAGCGGAUAUCUCUUGAGCAUCAACUUAGUAUUUACAUCGAUAAUAUCCGUGAAGAUAAAAGGUUUGCUAAUUUGGAGAGUCUUGGAGAUCUUGCACGUGUAAUGAUGGAGACAAAAAAACAUCUUUCGCAUCCUCUUGUUUAUCGACUUUUGAAGUUGGUUUUGACUUUACCUGUUGCCACUGCUACAGUCGAAAGAAACUUUUCUGCGAUGAAAAUUGUGUAG